AUGGAGGAGUUUGAGGCUACGCUGAAGGAGAUCGUGAACGCGAAACGCGUCUCCGCGCGUAAAAUGAACAAUCUGACAGAAAUAGCCAUGAAAUCUCUGAAGGAAGACACAAAACUGGUGUCAAUCCUCUACCGGACGCAUAAGGCCCUGCCACCUGCGGCCAAGAUAUCCAGCCUCUAUGUGUUCGAUGCGUUAUCGCGGGCUGCGCGGAGUCAUGCUAACAAACACCCGCAUUCUAAUGACCCCAGAUCUGCCGAGGGGAACAGUGCAACCUUUCUAUUGAAGGUUGAAGGUAUCUUAGAAGGCUUGUUCUCUGACAUGGUCGCGCUCGAACAACCCGAGGCAAAGGAAAAGACUCAGAAGAUCCUAGAUAUAUGGAUCAAAGGAAAUACGUUUCCCUCGACGAUUCUAUCUCGACUGAAGGAGAUAACAGAGCAGGGCAAAGGCAAAAAAGAACCCGAAGUGAACAAUGCGAACGUGCCUGCACCACGUCCUGAACCGCCCACGACCGAUAGUCCCACGAAUGCUGUACCCGAUCCCCAAGCCACGCUCCUAGCACUGCUCGCUCAAGCGGCCAACGCUUCUACAUCGACAAAUGGAGGCCAAAUACACCCAAAUACAGGAACAGCACAACCACCGGCACAGUUAGCACUGAUCCAGCAACUUGCACAGGUGGCCAAGGCAGCAGAUAGCCCUCUAGGACAGCCGCAUAGGCCAAACCAAGCCGCACCAUUCAAUGGCCGGGCUGCGCCUUUUGACGGCUCUUCAUCUCGGUCACCGCCCGGCCGUGAGGAGUAUCAGCAUAAUCGUAGACCAGCUAGAUAUGAUAAUUACGACCACUCUGACCGUGGCCCGGAGCCCAGUGACUACAAUCGUAGUAACCAUGCGGGUCCCAGCCGAGGUGCGAGAGGCUUUCGGGGGCGCCGAGGCGAUACCCGUGGGAGAUGGGACGAUCGGGACAGAGGCAGCUAUCGAGAGAGGAGUCCACCGCGGCGAAGGCAGAGUAGAUCCAGGAGCCCCCCAAGUAGAUAUGGCGGCAGAAGAGACGUCCGGCCCUAUAGUCCCCCGAGAAGACCAUCAACUACAUCCACGGUCGACGGUCCGCCCCUAGACGGCCAGACUUCUAGUCGCAAAUCGCGCGAACCAGAAAGGGAUGAGUUCGGACGUGAUAUCAGACCUCCAUCACCAUCUCCCGGACCCAGGGAACCCAUUCCAGUGCCCGCAGCAGAAACGCACCACCCGCCGCCGGUGCCAGAGACUCUCAGUAGCGAACCUUCUGUAGAGCCCCCACCUCCGCUCAAUCCUAAUAAUCAAUCAUCAUCUGCGUCGGUAUCGGUAGCUACCGUUCCAACUUCAGAGACAGUUGCGAAGUCAGAGAGUGCAGUACAGCCUCAGAUGACCAUGGAGCAGUUCGACUAUACCAACCCAGCUUCGUGGGAAGCAUUGGGAAAUCAGUGGCAAAUGGCCUAUGGUUAUACACCGUCCGCUGAGGAGAUCAUGCAAUAUGUCAUGGCGGGUGGGAUGGUACCUACUCAAAUGGCAGCGGGCGUUCCGACGCAGGGAUGGCCCAUCAGUAGCUGGGAAGAGCCUGUAUCAACCUUCAACACGAACGGCUGGCAGAGUGGGCGAGGACGAGGGGGGUUUAACCGGGGGCGAGGAGGACAUGGACACGGCAAUCCCCGAGACACACAGGGACCCAUCAUGCAAGACGGAAUGGAGACAGACGCGAUAGUCCUUGGAGGAGGAGAAAGUACGGGUCCCUUGGCGCCCCCUACGGCAGUCAAAUCACCCAUAGAGGAACGUCAGCAUAUCGAGCCCAAUACCAAUACGGGAGGCGCUGGAGGUAAAAUGGAACGCGUUGGGGAUAAGUGGGUAUUUGUUCGCGGCACUGGCGCAGGAUCAUGA
Molecule: messenger RNA, 1905 nt
Organism: Pleurotus ostreatus (oyster mushroom)
Lineage: Eukaryota; Fungi; Basidiomycota; Agaricomycetes; Agaricales; Pleurotaceae
Exons: 6
Coding region: 1-1905 (634 amino acids)
Source: RefSeq, a predicted model, not a curated record